AUGAACAACCUGGCACUCGUGCUUCGAAGCCUAGGGAAGUACGACGAGGCAGAUCAAAUGCAUCGACAGACACUGGAGCUGAGGCAGAAGGUACUGGGGCCAGGGAAUCCCUCCACGCUCGACAGUAUGAACCACCUGGCAGCAGUGCUUGAUAACCAGGGGAAGCACAACGAGGCAGAGCAGAUGUUCCGACAGACACUGAAGCUGAGUCUGAAGGUGCUAGGGCCAGAGAAUCCCGACAUACUCGCCAGCAUGAACAACCUGGCACUCGUGCUUGAAAGCUAG
This is a messenger RNA of Colletotrichum spaethianum, 285 nucleotides long. Its product is annotated as kinesin light chain. Lineage: Eukaryota; Fungi; Ascomycota; Sordariomycetes; Glomerellales; Glomerellaceae. Gene Ontology annotation, molecular function: protein binding. Bases 1 to 285 code for a protein of 94 amino acids. The transcript has a single exon. The record is from RefSeq and is a predicted model, not a curated record.